AAACCAACCCCAAAAUUUCUAUAUCGUCUACUCAACUUUUUCAACGAAAAAAAAAUGUCUGUCAGCCCAUUCUUCAACCCAAAACGAGACUCUCAACUCGGUGAAAUGAUGAGAGAUAUGGGCGGAAUGCAACGCCGGCUUAUGCCAAUUUCUGGAACUUUUAACCCAAUGACCGAUGAUUCUGAGAUAAUGAAUUCCAAUGAUAAAUUUGCUGUAAAUCUCAAUGUCUCCAACUUCAAGCCAGAAGAGCUGAAAGUCAAUCUGGAAGGAAGACAACUGUCAAUUCAAGGAGAACAUGACGUGGAGAAUGAACAUGGUGCAUCGAGAAAGUCGUUCUCAAGAAUGAUUCUUCUUCCAGAAGAUGUUGAUAUUACUUCAGUUGCAACUAAUCUUUCGAAUGAUGGAAAACUUUGUAUUGAAGCACCGAAAUUGGAAGGUGUUUGUGGAAGAUCAGUUCCAGUCAAAGAAGCCAGCAUGGACCAUCAUCAUAUUGAAUAAAUACUUUUAUUUUUUUUCUUUUUUGUGAUCUCAAAUUGAGAAUCGAAAUUGUAAAUAAACAGACUCUU
This is a messenger RNA of Caenorhabditis elegans, 566 nucleotides long. RefSeq names its product SHSP domain-containing protein (gene hsp-16.21). Gene Ontology annotation, biological process: response to heat. NCBI's taxonomy places the organism in Eukaryota, Metazoa, Nematoda, Chromadorea, Rhabditida, Rhabditidae. The transcript is spliced from 2 exons. The record is from RefSeq and is marked reviewed. Bases 55 to 498 code for a protein of 147 amino acids.